AUGUCAAAGCAUAUGAGCAUUCUGGCUGAUUUGAAAACAAUGGUUGAAUCUAAGAAGGUUUCAGGCUCGAAUGUUUUAACCUUGGACAAGACAGAUCGAUUGCAGGUGUUGCAGUCAAUGAUUCAUAUGGCAGACUUAUCGAAUCCAACGAAGCCUAUCGAUCUAUAUCGUAACUGGAACCAAAGGAUCAUGGAGGAAUAUUGGAGACAAGGUGAUCGAGAGAAAGACCUAAACCUCGAGAUUUCACCGAUGUGCGAUAGAAGCAACGUUUCUCUUGAAAAAUCACAGAUUGAAAUUGCGCAAGCUGAAAUUAGUCUACCAUUUACUAAUAUGUCAUGCAGCUUAGCUGACGAUCUGACCUGUUGUUUUGAAUUGGUCGGUUUUAUCGAUUAUAUUGUACAUCCUCUAUUCGAAACAUGGGCUGAAUUAGUGAAUCCAGAUGCGCAACCAGUACUCGAUCAGUUAGAACUUAAUCGCGAAUGGUAUCAAGCGAGGAUUCCUGAGGAGCAGGAAAGGCAAGAGGAGCCCGAAUCAUCUUCCAACGAAGCUCAAUCAGAAAAGAAUCCUUAA
Dracunculus medinensis (Guinea worm) is the source of this 570-nucleotide messenger RNA. NCBI's taxonomy places the organism in Eukaryota, Metazoa, Nematoda, Chromadorea, Rhabditida, Dracunculidae. The record is from the annotation of a GenBank genome assembly.